AACCCAAAAAUUCCAGAAAACCGCAAUUUCUUAGUCAUUGAACAGCGUGAAAUAGCGAGUAGGGUCGGGUUUCUAGCAGAAGCAGAGGAGCAAGGAGAGUUACCUGAAGAGCCCCUCCAAGAGAGUGAAUAAAACUGAAUCUAGAUGCAGCCUAUCAGAGCAAUUUAGAGAGUGCAGCUUCAGCAAUGUUAUGUGUUAGUUAAGAAUAAGAACAAUGAUAAGAAGACACUACCUAUUUCACAAUCAAAGGCAUAACCAUAACCAUGCCAUUGCCAUUGCAAUUUCUCAAGCACCUUGUUCUUCAUCAUUCACCAGUAGUAGUAAACAUUCCACGUUACUACCUUCACCUUAUUCGUUCUUGCAAAUACCUGAAUCCACUACUCCAAAUUCAUGCUCAUUUGCUUGUCUCGGGCCUUAUCACAAAACAUCAUUCCUUAACUGCCCAACUCAUCAAUUCCUAUUCUUUCCUUCACCAAUCUACAUUGUUACAAUCAACAUUCAAUUCUGUGACAUACCCUUCUCUGCUUCUAUGGAACUCCAUUAUUAGAGAAUAUUCUAGGAUUCAUCAGUUCCAUAAAGCAAUAAACUUGUAUCAUAGAAUGUUAAGGGUAGGGGUUGAACCAGACAAAUAUACAUUUACCUUUGUUCUUAAGGCUUGUACUGGUGCUUUGGAUUUUGAUCAGGGUGUUGCAGUUCACCAAUACAUAGCUUCUAGGAAGCUAGAAUGUGAUUUAUUUAUUGGGACUGGUCUUGUUGAUAUGUACUGUAAAAUGGGACACUUCGAUAGUGCUCGGAAGGUAUUUGAUAGAAUGUCUAGGAAGGAUGUUGCUUCCUGGAAUGCAAUGAUUUCAGGGUUAUCUCAGAGCUCAGUUCCUUCUGAAGCAAUGGGAAUAUUCCGGACCAUGCAGAUGGAGGGUGUGGAGCCGGACUCUGUAAGCAUCUUGAACUUGGCCCCAGCUGUUUCCAAAUUACAGGAUAUUGAUUCUUGCAGGUCUAUUCAUGGUUAUGUGGUUAGGAGAUGUAUUAAUGGUGCGGUUUCAAACUCAUUGAUCGAUAUGUACUCUAAAUGCAGUGAAGUUGAUGCGGCUUAUCGGAUAUUUGACCGGAUGCAGGCUAAAGAUGAUGUCUCAUGGGCCACAAUGAUUGCUGGGUAUGUAUAUCAUGGUAGUUUCCCUGAGGCUCUUGAAUUACUUGACCAAAUGAAACACAAAAAUAUUAGGAUGAAUAAGGGAUCAGUUCUAAAUACCCUUUUGGCAGCUACUGAGAUGAGAGACUUAGAGAAAGGGAAGGAAGUUCAUGAUUAUGCUUUAAGGCUUGGGAUAAUGUCAGAUGUUGCUGUUGCUACCACAGUUAUCAGCAUGUAUACAAAAUGCGGCGAGUUGAAGAAAGCUAAAGAAUUGUUCCUGAGUCUUGAAGGAAAAGAUUCAGUUGCAUGGUCUGCUUUUAUAUCAGCUCUUGUUCAAGCAGGGUAUCCUGGGGAAGCUUUGUCUAUAUUGCAAGCGAUGCAGCAAGAGGGUUUGAAACCAGAUAAAGCAACUCUGAUAAGUCUUGUUUCGGCAUGUGCAGAAAUAUCACAUGCCAGAUUAGGUAAGAGUAUACACUGCUAUGCUAUUAAAUCAGAUAUGGAGUCUGAUAUCUCAACAGUAACAACCCUUGUCUCAAUGUACACUCGAUGCGAAUUAUUUACAUAUGCUCUGAAGCUUUUCAACCAAAUGCGCUAUAAAGAUGUUGUCGCUUGGAAUACCUUGAUAAAUGGGUUUGCCAAAUAUGGUGAUCCAUAUAUUGCAUUGGAAAUGUUUCAUAGAUUACAAUUAAGUGGAACUCAACCGGAUAGUGGAACCGUUGUUGGUUUAGUUUUAGCUUGCACCCUUCUGAAUGGCCUUGAUCUCGGAAUCUGCUUGCAUGGGACUAUUGAAAAGGGAGGGUUUGGAUCUGACACUCAUGUAAAGGUUGCUCUAAUAGACAUGUAUGCCAAAUGUGGGAGCCUUUUCUCAGCCGAGAAAUUGUUUUGCUUAACAAAGCCUGCAAGGGAUGAGGUAUACUGGAAUGUUAUGAUUGCAGGGUACCUGCAUAACAGAUGCACUGACAAAGCAAUUUCCACUUUCAAUCAGAUGAGGCUAGAAAAUGUGAGGCCUAAUUUAGUGACAUUUGUGACCAUACUUCCAUCUGUAUCAUAUUUUUCAGUAUUGAAAGAGGCCAUGGCUUUUCACGCCUGCAUAAUCCGAAUGGGAUUUGUGCAUAGUUCCUCUGUUGGGAACAGCCUAAUAGAUGUGUAUGCUAAAUGUGGACAACUCAGUUAUUCUGAGAAAUUCUUUCAUGAGAUGGAAAACAAAGACACUGUCACAUGGAAUGCAAUGCUCUCAGGCUAUGGAAUGCAUGGCCAAGGCGACCGUGCCCUCUCUCUUUUUUCACUUAUGCAAGAGGCUGGUGUCAGUGUUGAUUCUGUUUCCUACCUCAAUGUAUUGUCUGCCUGCAGACAUGCUGGUUUAAUUGAAGAAGGAAGGAACAUUUUCAAGUCUAUGAGUAAAACUCACCAUCUUGAACCAAAUAUGGAACACUAUGCCUGCAUGGUUGAUCUUCUUGGCCGAGCUGGAUUAUUUGAUGAAGUUUUGAGUUUAAUCAAUAAGAUUCCGGAAGAACCUGAUGCUCAAGUAUGGGGUGCGCUCUUGGGAGCAUGCAAAAUUCAUUCCAAUAUGAAGUUAGGAGAGGUUGCUCUCCAUCACCUCCUUAAACUUGAACCGAGAAAUGCCGUUCAUUAUGUGGUAUUGUCUGAUAUAUAUGCUCAAUAUGAUAGAUGGAUUGAUGCUGGAAGAACAAGGUCAAAUAUGAUUGAACAUGGCUUGAAGAAAAGUCCAGGGUACAGUUGGGUUGGAGUUCAUAGUCAAGGUUCAUGCAUUUCUGUGAAGUGAUUACAGAAAAAGGAACUUCUUUUUUUUUUUAAUCAAAGAGGAAAUGUUCAUAGAAAGAAGUCAAAUUGUGAGUUCCCAGAUGGCAUUUAUCAUGUUG
Messenger RNA from Arachis stenosperma, 3006 nucleotides. RefSeq names its product pentatricopeptide repeat-containing protein At2g39620. The record is from RefSeq and is a predicted model, not a curated record. NCBI's taxonomy places the organism in Eukaryota, Viridiplantae, Streptophyta, Magnoliopsida, Fabales, Fabaceae. Gene Ontology annotation, molecular function: RNA binding; protein binding. Gene Ontology annotation, biological process: RNA modification. The transcript has a single exon. Bases 264 to 2909 code for a protein of 881 amino acids.